CACACCUUUUGUACCACUGUCUCCGCGACCCCCACCCCCUUGCUAUUAAAAGCCACCUCCCAACCAGACGGAGAGGCUAGUACUACUAGCACUGCGUUGAUAGCAGCAAUGGUGGCUUCCUCCGCCUCCUCGUCUCCCCCAUAAAGCCACUCCACUCCAUUUGCGCGGGUGUGGGGGGGUGGUUCUUCUUGGCGUGUUCUUGGCCCUUCCUCGUACGCGGCGGCGGCGCGCGGCCAUGGACGUGGCGGGGGAGGAGGUGGUGAAUGAUGAAUACGGGUACGAGUUCGACCUCGAGAACCCCUUCACCAGCCCCGCCGACGAGCCGAUCGCCAGCCUCCUCGACGCCGAGGGCCACCACUCGCCGUCCGUCUCGGCCGCCUCCUCCGCCGCCCGCCGCGAGGCCGCCGCCUUCAUCUCCGAGGUGCGGUACGACGGCGAGCUGAACGUGCAGCCCCGGGUGGCCUACCUCGCGCUCAACUACGUAGACCGCUUCCUCUCCAAGCGCCAAUUGGCCGGCGACGGGCACAAUCCAUGGGCGCCGCGGCUGCUCGCCAUCAGCUGUCUCUCCCUCGCCGCCAAGAUGCAGCGCGCCGCCGCCAUCUCCGUCGCGGACAUCCAGCGGGGCGAUCCCAUGUUCGGCGAGGCGACCAUCCGGCGCAUGGAGCGGAUGGUGCUCGACGCGCUGGAGUGGCGGGCGCGCUCCGUUACGCCGCUCGCCUUCCUCGGCUUCUUCCUCUCCUCGUGCUUCCCGCAGCCCCGGCACCAACCGCUGGUCGACGCCAUCAAGGCGCGGGCCGUCGACCUCCUCCUCCGCGUCCAGCCAGAAGUGAAGAUGGCGGAGUUCUCCCCCUCCGUGGCGGCGGCCGCGGCUCUGCUCACCGCCGCCGGAGAGGUCGCCGGCGCCCACCUCCCCGCCUUCCAAGCCGGCGUCGCCGCUUGCCACUUUGUAAAUAGCGAGAAGUUGCGAGAGUGCGGCGAGGUGAUGGCGGCGGCGUGCGGCGUCGGGCCCGGCUGGACGGCGGCCGCGGCGGCGGGCAGCGCCGAUACGCCGGUGACGGUGCUCGGCCACCACCGGAGCGCCAGUUCCGAGAGCGAGCGCACCACCACCGUCGGAUCAGCGGUCAACAGCACCGAUGCGAAGAAGCGCUGCAUGGGCCCACCUCGGCAGUGGGGGUAGGCGGCGUGAAGCGAGAGAUAGGGUGACGACGGCUCCGACAGCUGGAAGAGCUGGGAAAAAAAUUUACUCUUGCUCCUGCUCUUUCUUUCUUUCUUCCCAUUCACCUUUCCUUUUCUUUUUCUUCUUCUCGAUUCUUUUUUCCCUCUAUUUUAAUCUUGUCGAGGUAAAGCAGGAAUGGAGAUAAUUGGUGGUGGUGGUGGUAGCUGUCAUUUUAAUUGCUUUUUUUUUGCUCGUCUUUUUUUAGGCUAGUUUAGUUUUGAAGCAGUACUGGAUGUUAGGGGGAUGGAUAUAUUGUGGUGAGAGGGGGAUAGUGUGAUAUUGCGGAAAAUAAAAAAAAUGUUGCCUAUUGCUGGUGUAUUUCGGAAUUUCUUUUUUGUGACUUAAUUCAAUCUGCUUCAGAAAUGCUGAAUAUAUCUUCUGGUGUAUUGGUUGGAGAAUCCUCGGAAAAAAAAUAGCACCAUCCCUUUUCUUGCGAAAAAAGAGGAAACUGUAAAUAC
Molecule: messenger RNA, 1674 nt
Organism: Oryza brachyantha (malo sina)
Lineage: Eukaryota; Viridiplantae; Streptophyta; Magnoliopsida; Poales; Poaceae
Product: cyclin-D6-1-like
Exons: 6
Coding region: 236-1177 (313 amino acids)
Biological process (GO): mitotic cell cycle phase transition; regulation of cyclin-dependent protein serine/threonine kinase activity
Cellular component (GO): nucleus; cyclin-dependent protein kinase holoenzyme complex; cytoplasm
Molecular function (GO): cyclin-dependent protein serine/threonine kinase regulator activity
Source: RefSeq, a predicted model, not a curated record